AUGGCCAAGUUCGCCAUUACGAUCAAGAGCUCGACAAUCGUGAAACCGUCGGCCCAAACCUGGACGGGCCGAAUGUCCCUCUCCGAGCUGGACAUGACCGGAGCCAUAAGCCACGUGGACACCCUCUACUUCUACGCCAAGCCCACCGUCCCACAAAACGACGCCGUCCUCGUGGACCGCCUCCGCCACGCCUUGAGCCAGACGCUGGUCCCGUUCUACCCGCUGGCUGGCCGGCUCGACCCCAUAGGAGGCGGCCGGCUGGAGCUGGACUGCAACGCCAUGGGAGUCGAGUUCAUCGUGGCGGAAGCCGAAACGGCGUCGUUGGAAGGGUUAGGGGUUGGCGAUUUGGCGCGUAGCAGCGGGACCAAGUUCCAGCCCUUGGUUCCCGAGGUGAACUACGCGCUUCCGAUGAAGGAGUGGCCGCUGCUGCUUGUCCAGCUCACCAAGUUCGGUUGCGGCGGGAUGUGUCUUUGUUUCAACAUGUCACAUAUUCCUGCGGAUGGGCUCAGUGGGCUUCAUUUUUUGAACGAGUGGGCCCGCGUGGCCCGUGGGGAAGGGAUAGGUACGAUGCCGUUUCAUGACCGGAAGGUUUUGAGAGCUGGGGAGCCGCCGCUUGGGAGGCAGCCGAGCUUCGAUCCGGCGGAGUUCCAGCGCCCGCCGGUGAUGCUUCCUAACGUAGGUUGCACCGAUGACAAUGGUAACGGAGCCGGAGGCCCGUCCGACGAGAUCACGGUGGCGAGACUGAAGCUAAGCAAAACGAAACUACUGCUCUUGAAGGAAAUGGCGAACAAAGGAAACCCUAAUCGACCGUACUCCACCUACGAAACCCUAACCGCACACACAUGGAGGUGUGCUUGCAAAGCAAGAAAACUCAAACCCAACCAACCCACCGCCGUUGGCGUCUACGUGGACGUGCGCCGACGUUUGAACCCGCCGUUGCCCGAUGCCUACUUGGGCGACGCCGUUUUCGGGGUAAAGGCGAUAAGCCUCUCCGGCGACCUCGUGAACAAGCCGCUAGGAUACGCGGCGGAGACGAUAAGGGAGGCGGUGGAGAAGGUGGACGGCGAGUUCUUGAGCUCUGCCGUUGAGUACUUGAAGCACCAGCCGGACUUGACCAAGUUCCAGGACUCCCAUGAAGUUGACGGCGUUAGGGAUGACGGUGAGCAUCACGAGGAGCCGUUUUACGGGAUGCCGAAUCUGGUGGUGAGUAGCUGGCUGAGGCUGCCGUUGCUUGGGCUGGAUUUCGGGUUCGGGAAGGAGGUUUAUAUGGACACGACGUUUGAUUUCGACGGCGACGCUACUCUGUCACACAGUCAGGAUGGAGAUGGGUCGGUUGUGCUCGCGAUCUGUUUCAGAUCGGACCAUGUGGACGAGUUUGAGCGGUUGUUUUAUGAUGACAUAAUCGUCUGA
Messenger RNA from Linum tenue, 1410 nucleotides. NCBI's taxonomy places the organism in Eukaryota, Viridiplantae, Streptophyta, Magnoliopsida, Malpighiales, Linaceae. The record is from the annotation of a GenBank genome assembly.